Molecule: messenger RNA, 4698 nt
Organism: Lethenteron reissneri (Far Eastern brook lamprey)
Lineage: Eukaryota; Metazoa; Chordata; Hyperoartia; Petromyzontiformes; Petromyzontidae
Source: RefSeq, a predicted model, not a curated record
UAAGUAGGGGGUUUUUUUUAGGUAAAAAAAAAUUCUCCCAAGACAAAGAAGUACAUAGGCCUGUAUGUGUAUAUAAGUAUCUACUGUACAGUAUAGCUUAUAGUCGAGGACUUAAAAACUAUUGCACUUUUAAUUCGGCAACGUCGUUCACAUUUCACGAUUGAAGGCGUACACGGAUUGUCCGGUCGUGUCACCUGUCGCAGGUGAGGUUCAGCGCAGGUGAGAUUCAGCGCAGGUGAGGUUCAGCGCAGGUGAGAUUCAGCGCAGCUGCUCUAAGGCAUCAUUACAGCCCCCAGGGAGGGAGGGAAGAGGCUGCUGCCAGUGACCGUAGGACGAUCUUCUCGUCUCUUCGCUCGAACCCCGACAGCGAUAGGAGGCGAACACAAUCGGCACAGCCCAGGAUUCCUUGAUGGACAAAAGGCACUAACGGUUUAUUGGAACUAUUCGGCAGCAGCACAAGGCGACCUCAUCUUAAACCCUUCCACUUCAAACGCACACUCGCUGGCAUUACGCAGGUGGAGGAAUCAUGUUCUCCUGGGUCUCUUCGUUCCUGCGCCCCCUUGUUGUCUACUCAAUGAGGUUCUCCCCAAUGGUGCUGGGGAACACCAUCCCUAUUUAUGUCACUCGGGUUUCUGCCGGGUUACUCGGGUUGGUCGGUGUUGGAUUAAUAGUAGAUGAUGAUAAUUAUUACGAAGGAAGACCUGAAGGGGGUAGAGAAUGGGAAGGAGGAAGAGUGGGAGGUGAUGGAGGGCGUAGAGAAUGGGGAGGAGGGAGAGUGGGAGGUGAAGGAGGGGGUAGAGACUGGGGAGGAGGGAGAGUGGGAGGUGGAGGAGGGGGUAGAGACUGGGGAGGAGGAAGAGUAGGAGGUGGAGGAGGGGGUAGAGACUGGGGAGGAGGGAGAGUGGGAGGUGGAGGAGGGGGUAGAGACUGGGGAGAAGGGAGAUUUAGAGGUGAAAGAGGAGGUAGAGACUGGGGAGUUGGAAGAGCUGAAAGUGAAAGAGGAGGUAGAGACUCUGGAGAAGGAAGACUUAGAGGUGAAAGAGGAGGUAGAGAUUGGGGAGGAGGAAGAGGUGAAGGUGAAAGACAAGGUAGAGAAUCGGGGGGAGAAAGAGGUGGAGGUACAAGAGGAGAUAAAGACUCGGUAGGAGGAAGUGGUGGGGGUGAAAGAAAUAGAGGUCAAGGUAGCAGCAUAUGUAGAAGAUUGGGAGCUUUGUUUAGACGUUUGACUGGAAACAGUGCUCAUACUGUUAGGCCUUUCAGUGGAGACUCUGGAGGAGGAAGCAGUGGCGGUGAAAGAGCAGAUAAAAGAAGAGGCAGAGGGAACAGAGAUAGAGGAGGUGAAGGUGGCAGCAGAUGGAGAAGAUCAGUAUCUUUAUUCAGACAUGUCACUGGACGCAGUGCUCAAACUGUUAGGUCUGCAGCUACUCGUCUGGCUUCGGGUGUACGAUUAAUUUCUCGCCACUUUGAAUAUUCUUUAACAGCAUUACUUGAAAGUGCAGCUUUCCAUUCAUAUGCAGGUUCAGAUUACUACUUUACAUUAAUUGCACGUACAGCAGUAGUCGGGGGAGUUCUGGGUAUAAUUCUCGAUAUAGGAUUCGGCGAACUGAUGCGACAAUGUUGUGGUACACAUGGCCCAGACUCUCCGGGUGGAAAUUCUGAAAUGAUACGUUUAAACAUGUGUGAACAUUACUUAAUGAGUUAUUAUGAAACACGAACAAGAGAACAAAUUAUUCCAGUCAUAAAGAGGGUGGCACCAAAGCAAUUGAGCUCUUUCUCACCGAAUGAAAAUGUACCACCAGUUAAUAGAAAUGUACCCUCUCCCGUUGGAAAUGACCAACUAUUAAGUGAAAGAUCGGAAGAGGUAGGCCUCACCACUGGACUCUCAAUGAGUAAUUAUGAAACACCAACAAGAGCACCAUUUGUUCCAGUCACAAAUAGUGUAGCGCCAAGGCAAUCUCGCUCUUUCUCACCAAAUGAAAAUGUACCACCAGUUAAUAGAAAUGUACCCUCUCCUGUUGGAAAUGACCAACUAUUAAGUGAAAGAUCGGAAGAGGUAGGCCUCACCACUGGACUCUCAAUGAGUAAUUAUGAAACACCAACAAGAGCACCAUUUGUUCCAGUCACAAAUAGUGUAGCGCCAAGGCAAUCUCGCUCUUUCUCACCAAAUGAAAAUGUACCACCAGUUAAUAGAAAUGUACCCUCUCCUGUUGGAAAUGACCAACUAUUAAGUGAAAGAUCGGAAGAGGUAGGCCUCACCACUGGACUCUUAAAUGCAAUUUGUUCCAAUUUUAUGGCCAUUGGUGAUCAAAACAAUACUCCACACGUGAGUGCUGUCGUCAGAGGGAUUGAACAUUUAUCUGAGGGGUUUGCGAUGUUGAGAAGAGGUGAAUUGUGGGCGUAUUGCGUCUCAGAAAUCACAUCGGGACUUUCUUCUGUGUGGGAAAGCCUAGAUACCUUAUAUAACCGAAUCAAUGCAAUGAUGAGAAGAUAUGAUGGUAGCCAGGCUAGAGUAUUACAACAGUUGCUAUUGAGUGCACAGCAGCACAUCGAUGGGUUGUUAACGUUUCUUACAAUGGACACAAAUGAAAUGUGUUCUAUGUCUGGUCGAGUCAAUGUUUUACGUUCUAUUUGUAGUCAUGCUUCUUUAGCCAUAUCUUUGCUGAAUAAUAUUAGAAAAAUACUAAGAGCAAACGGGAUUUUUGUAUGAGUCGCUAUGUCUAAUGGACCAUAAACGGUUCGUUGUACGGUGUAAUGUGUGUUGCUAAAGGGUUGUCGAUCUCUCAGAUAAUAUUCUUAGGGUUUUUCGGUAAAGUCACGUAGGUAAAAAAAAAAUUAAAAUUAAUAAAAGUAAUAUAAAAAUAAAUAAAAAUCACGAUGUUUCGGAGGCAACACAAGCUUCCGUCUUCAGGUGGAACCGUCACAGCCACGACAGCUGUAUCACGUAAAUGAGAGAUUACAAGAGCUACCACUCCGUAUAUAUAAUGGUUGAAGAGGGGAAGGGCCAAGUACGGCACACCACUUUUUAUUAAUAUGGUAAGGUGCGGCUUGAGACUAUGAAUAGACUGCAUAACAAAAGACUGAGCCUUUGUUAUGGAGAGGUUCGGUUUGUGACUACGCCUAGCCUACAUAACAAAAGUGUGAGAAAAAAAAAGUUAGUCAGUGGUGGCGAGCCUGCCUAGGAACAGCCUGCAUCUUAUAUUGCGUCGAUGGACUGCAAUGCAUAGACACCACUAUUCUUACCUCUGUGGCCUAGUAACCAAACCUGAAAGGGUCCAACUUUACCGGGAAACAAUAUAGGCAAGAUAGAGUCAGGGUAGGAACAUUGUUUGGAAACUUCAUUUUUACAAUGUUAUAAAAUUAAAAUGGAGUUACAUAAACAUUGUUUCCACCAACCUGGGGCUAGAAUACCAGAUUAAACAUAACAGAUUAAACAUAACAGCCUCAAUGUUAUGGCUUUUAUGAAUACAAUUGGAGUGACUUGUAAAUGAUAGAGUGAUGAGAAACGUUUGACAGCGAAUGUAACAUAACGGUAUGAUUCUUACAAAUGAUCGUGAUUUAUCUUUUGAAGUUUAGUUUUUUUAGAGGUGGCAUGAACAUGCAUCUUGGGGGCCUAUUCUUAGUUGUACAACAUAGCAGGGUACAGUAUACCUAUAGGUUUUGAUAAGAGAUCUUUGUGCUGAGUUAUAACGUUAUUAGGUGGAUUUUAAAAACAUCACUGGAUUUACACUAUGAGAUCUCUUUUACCAGUGGCAAAAUAUAGUAGUAGGUUUUUACCCUUUUAAACUGGUACAAAACUGACACCUUUAUACAAGGCAUCAUGUUUGCAAUAACCACAACACAAGUAGUCAAAAAUGCAAACAAAAAGAAGCAACUCUGAUAAUGAUAAUAAUAUGCACUGUCCUUGAAGUUGAUUGGUCCACACCCGAGACGGCUUUCUUUAGAGCCUAGUCCCCAUUGGUGUUGGACCAGAUGACACCAGAAGGCGUACAACUCAAACACAGUGCAAUAUCAGAGUAUUGAGAGCUCGGGGUAAGCAUUUACACUAUCUCUUUUACCAGUGGCAAAAUAUAGUAGUAGGUUUUUACCCUUUUAAACUAGUACAAAACUGACACCUUUAUACAAGGCAUCAUGUUUGCAAUAACCACAACACAAGUAGUCAAAAAUGCAAACAAAAGGUGCAUUUUUGACUACUUGUGUUGUGGUUAAAGGGGUAAAACCCCACUACAACAUCACUGGAGUCGAAGAAGUGAAGCCAUGCAGAGAUAAUACAAACCUAUGCCUUGAUUGAGGCACAGCCGCUGGGACGUGUUUUUGAGACUUGUAAGGCAUCUCAAUGCUUCAUUUGUAGGAGCGAAUUAACUUUGAGGGCUUUCAUGAAGUUUGGAAAAAACUUCAACAUGCAUUGCGAGGCUCAACAUUGGUGCCAAAGUGCAUAACGAAUUGCGUGAGUUAUUAUUCUGACAUUUUAUUAUUUUUGAACGUUAGCUAAAGUGUUGCAGUUUUUAUUUAUACGCUUUUAUUUAACUCACUAUGUCUGUUGUCGUAUCCUCAAAAAAUAUUGUAACUCAAUUUUAACCCACUUCCCAAUGUGCUAUCGACUGUGAGGGCGGGCACAAGCCGGCGUGAGUAGGUUAAACGUUGAGUUUUAUAAGGGCACCACGGGGUGACCAGCCCCUCCCCACCCAGCCCCACAUCUCC